Messenger RNA from Rhipicephalus sanguineus (brown dog tick), 616 nucleotides. RefSeq names its product exportin-4. NCBI's taxonomy places the organism in Eukaryota, Metazoa, Arthropoda, Arachnida, Ixodida, Ixodidae. The transcript is spliced from 5 exons. Gene Ontology annotation, molecular function: nuclear export signal receptor activity. The record is from RefSeq and is a predicted model, not a curated record. Gene Ontology annotation, cellular component: nuclear pore; cytoplasm. The annotation marks the transcript as partial. Gene Ontology annotation, biological process: protein export from nucleus.
GGAGGGCCAACACGCGGUCUCUGUUGUUGAAGCCAACUCUGGCCACACUGGAUUCAACAUGGCGGCGCACGUCAUGCAGGAGCUAGAAAGCUCCGCACAGAUUCUCCUGGCUCCACCUAAUCAAGUGACAGCUGAGCAACGACAUGCGGCUGAAAGAACAUUUCUGGACUUUCAAAAUACUCGAGCUCCAUUUGAGCUUUGCAAAUGCAUCUUGGAAACCAGUGCUGUGGGUUACGUGCAGUUCCAGGCAGCAUCCUUACUCAAGCAGGGCCUCAUCCGCGAGUGGAAGUACAUGGAGCCGGGACAGUGGCAGGCGCUAUGGCAACACCUGCUGCAGCUGCUAGCAUGCAGGCCGAACAUGGAGAACUACGUGCGCGAGGAACUGGCAUUGGUGCUGGCCCUUGGCUCCAAGCGCGCCAGUGUGGAAGAUGGUGCUGACGCCCUGAACGAUAUUCUCCAACAGUCGACGCAGAUGGUGGCUUCUGGAGAGCAGCACCUGCAAUCUCUUGGAUGCUCUCUGCUAAGUGCUUUGUUGGUCGAGUUCUCGAGUUCCACACGAGCAACAGAUGUUGGCCUCACGUGGGAAGUUCAUCUCAGAGCCAAGAAGUCGUUUGAA